AUGGCUAUAUCCUCUGCCACCCGUAUCCUGGCCGCCCGGCCUCUCGUCCUUGGUUUAGCAAAGCUCUGCUUCUUGGCUGUUGCCAACCUGCCCGUCAUCUCCGCCGCCCCAACUUUUAUCAUCAACUCCGAUGUCGACCCGAAACCCCCCAGUGACCCCAGUCUAUGGCUGUACCUAGGUGUCGCCGCCGCCCUCGUUCUCAGCGGCGGUGCCUUCGCUGGUUUGACCAUUGCCUUGAUGGGACAGGAUGAAGUCUACCUACAAGUCAUUCAGACCUCCGGUGAAGGCUCCGAACGCAAAAAUGCCGCAAGUGUCCUGAAGCUGUUGCAGCGAGGAAAGCACUGGGUCCUCGUCACGCUGCUGCUCAGCAAUGUGAUCACCAACGAGACGCUUCCAAUCGUGCUCGACCGCUCACUUGGCGGUGGCUGGCCUGCGGUGCUCGGCAGUACCGUCUUGAUUGUCAUUUUCGGUGAAAUCGUCCCCCAGUCGAUAUGUGUCCGUUACGGUCUCCCCAUUGGUGCCUGGAUGGCUCCAUGUGUCCUAGCGCUCAUGUACCUCAUGUCUCCCGUCGCCUACCCGGUCGCGAAGCUGCUCGAUAAGCUGUUGGGUGAGGAUCACGGCACCAUCUACAAGAAGGCCGGUCUCAAGACCCUGGUGACGCUGCACAAAACUUUGGGUGAAGCCGGUGAACAGCUCAACUCCGAUGAAGUCACCAUCAUCAGCGCUGUCCUUGACCUCAAGGACAAGGCGGUGGGCAGCAUCAUGACCCCAAUGGAAGACGUCUUCACCAUGUCCGCCGACACCAUCCUAGACGAAAACACGAUGGACCUGAUUCUGUCGCAGGGAUACUCCCGUAUUCCCAUUCACGCUCCGGACAACCCGAUGAACUUCGUCGGCAUGCUGUUGGUCAAAAUGUUGAUCACCUAUGACCCCGAAGAUUGCAAGCGCGUGCGGGACUUUGCUCUGGCCACGCUACCCGAGACCCGCCCGGAGACAAGCUGUCUGGAUAUCGUCAACUUCUUCCAAGAGGGCAAAUCCCACAUGGUAUUGGUGUCGGAGUAUCCGAGUGAGGAUCGCGGCGCUUUGGGUGUGGUCACCCUGGAAGAUGUGAUUGAGGAGCUCAUCGGAGAGGAAAUCAUCGACGAGUCCGAUGUCUUCGUGGAUGUGCACAAGGCCAUCCGCCGCAUGGCUCCUGCUCCCAAGUCCCGCGUUCCCAAGGGCCGGAUUGUCGAAGAUCCGCCCAUGCUUCCGGCUGAGACCACUCUAGUCGAGGUGGACAACGAGUCCCCUGCUCCGCCCAAUGGGGCCCCGAAGGACCAUCGCCGGCUUUCCGUAGAGGCACCCUUGCCCCGGUUCCAGCUCCGCCGGCCCACCUCAGAUAAGAACUCAGACUCGACAGACGGCUUGUUCACGCAUCGCGGGGCCACGGAUGAGAUCAGACAGCAUUUGAAGCACCUGGGUCCAUCAAACUUGGCCAGCCGACCGCGCCAAACUCGAUACCAAAAUGUGAAGAUCAAACGGAGUGCCUCGCCAUCCCGAUCCGGACAGACCGAUCUUGAAUCCAGCCAGAGUAUGUCCGAUGUACAACCUAGACAUAAUUCCAUCGGCCUGCAGGGCGGUAUCGGCGCCGGACUUGUACAGAGCGGUAUGGACGCCCGUGAUGGGGUGUAUGCGGUCCGUGCGGGAUAUGGCACGAUGAGCCAUUCCAAUCCGCCGGCUGAUGCCGGUACUCAGACGAAGGAUGGUCUCCCGAUAUCGAUACCCGAACCGGUCCAUGAAGAACAGGAUGAUCACCCUCGGUCAGCGGGCAGUCGAACCGGCAGUGCCCGGUCCAUCGACUCGCAAUCCGAGCAUCUCAAGCCGGGCAGUUACCUUCACCGAGGACCGGCUCGCAGUGGUAGCAUCACAGAGCAGGUGGUCGAUGUCAACGGCAUCCGCAAGGUUGUGCUCCACACCACAAGCACCAGCUCAUCUGAAUCUGAACGACCGAGAACGAGCGAAAAUCCGGAGUUCCCUGUCCGCCAGGAAGGCGAGAUCGUCGACCUGGGGAAUAAUCAGUCCGCCGGAAAUAAGAGACGCCGUCGUCGCAGAAAGCGCGGACAAGGUUCGAAGAACGGGGAGUCGGGCGAAAAUACCCCUCUACUGUCGCAAUAA
Messenger RNA from Aspergillus tubingensis, 2154 nucleotides. Its product is annotated as putative DUF21 and CBS domain protein (Mam3). The transcript is spliced from 4 exons. NCBI's taxonomy places the organism in Eukaryota, Fungi, Ascomycota, Eurotiomycetes, Eurotiales, Aspergillaceae. Gene Ontology annotation, cellular component: intracellular membrane-bounded organelle. Bases 1 to 2154 code for a protein of 717 amino acids. Gene Ontology annotation, biological process: magnesium ion homeostasis. The record is from RefSeq and is a predicted model, not a curated record.